AAGUUUCCAGAUAAAGGAUCAUAGCGAUUCCCUUUGUGGUUACGGUUCUUUGUGCUUGCCCUUUCCUGGAAGAUCCCAAUGGCCACCAUUUCCCUGGUUGCUCUCCUUGGGUGUUUGUUUAUUUUAGUUUCCUAUAUGUGCUGUUAUUCUGUUAUGUUUUCGGUUUUAUUUUUAUGUAUUCAUGCAUGCACGUUGUAAUGCUAGAAAACAUGCACAAGAAUGGUGAACCCUACCUUCAGGGUAAGGGUUUGCUCAUGAGGAGAGAGUUUGGGUACAAGGCAGAUGUCAACUAUCUGUAGUGUUUUAAGAACUUUUUCAAUGUGUGGGCACCUGGGUGGCUCGGUGGGUGAAGCCCCUGACGCUUGGUUGUGGCUCAGGCCAUGAUCUCACGGUUUGUAAGAUCAAGCCCCACAUCAGGCUCUGUGCUGACAGUGUGGAACCUACUUGGGAUUCUCUCUCUCUCAAUCUCUUUCUCUUGCACUUACCCUGCUUGCACAUACUCUCUCUCUCUCUCUCUCUCUCUCAGAAUAAAAAACUUUUUCAGUGUAUGUCUCUUGAAGAUAAGAACUCUUUGUUUUAAACAUAGACAUAAUACUGUUUUCACACCCAGAACAGUAGUUAACAGUAAUUCUUUUAUGUCACAUAUCCGGUGUGUUCAGUAUUCCCAUUGUGCAGACAGAUACCAGAAAGACAAAUCUUAGGGGUGUCACGUACAACAUGAUGACUAUAGUCACCACCGCUGUAUGGUGUGUUUGAGAGUUGUUGGGAGAGUAGAUCCCAAGAGUUCUCAUCACAAGGAAAAAACAUUUUUCCCUUCUUUUCCUUUUUUUCUUUUUGUACCUGAGAUGAUGGAUGGUAACUCAUUUCACAGUAUGUGAACAUCACAUCACUAUGCUACAUAUUGAUUAUGUCUUAAUAAAACUGGCGAAAAAUUAAAAAAAAAAAACCCAAAUCCCUGUUUGGUAUCUCGUAUGUUUGGAGGCCACACUUUGGGCUGGAGCAGUGGCUCUCAAGCGUGGUCCUGAUGUGAGCUGCACUCGCAGCACCUGGGAACUCUUCGAGACUACGUGAAAUUCUGGACCCCACCCCAGAGGGACUGAACCACAGAUCUGGGGGUGGGGUCAUUCUCUAGGUGAUGCGAAUGCACGGCAGCCUUACGGGAAAUACUGGUCUAAGGAAGACCACGAUGGUAUACUCUUUUCACACCCUAUUUGAUGUUUGGUCUUUGUGUUUAACACAGCAGUAUAUCCCGAGAUGCUCCAAAUAACCCAAGAUGGUUCACUUACACCUGGGUCUCUGUGAUAGAAGAAGUCUAUAGUUUGGUCUUUCGUCCCUGGCUCCAGGCCAGAGCUCCCAAAAGCCCUGUAACUUCCCAAACCUAAUAGAAGCAUCUUUUGUUUUAAUAUUUGGUUAUUGUUCCCAGCCCUGGAAACCGCUCUGGAGCGGUAAGUUUUGUUAGUCAAAACAAGCCCCUUUCAACCACACCUGAGUGUAUGUUAAUAAGGCGACUCGGGGAAAGCCUCUAAUUAUGGGGGCUGGUUGCCAGGGGAACCACGAGUGUUUGGAGGAUUGGUACUUACAGGCUCCACCCCCUGACCUCCGGGGAGGCGAGAGGGGCUGGAGGUUGAGUUAAACACCAGGCGCCAAUCAUUUAGUUCCUUAAGCCUACCCUAUAAGAAGGGGUUUGGAGCGCUUCUGGCUCGAACCCGCGGAGGUGCUCGGAGCUGGGGGCGGGGCGGCGCCUUGGGCCUCUCGUCCGGCUGCUGCUGAACCGUAGCCUUCUUGGCAAAUUGGUCAUCUGUACCACGUCAGAACCCGUGUGGGACUUGGUGAGAGACGUGGGUUCCAGCUUUUCCUUGUUGGCCCCUACUUCGUAGCCAGCUCUCCUCGAUUGCCUGCCUACUUGAAAUACAGCAGUUCCAGACAAUUCCAGAUUCGAGAACAGACACAGCUCCUCCAAUUAUGUCAUCUCCAACACGCACGUCCUCCUCCCCUGCCCCGUCCACGGAGACUUCUCUGGUGUUCGUUCCCCAGAUGCUCCCAGAACUCACAGGAAAGGGAAAAGACUAACGAUAGCUGUUGAGCAGAGGAUGUCCAGGACUGUUGGUUGAUGGAUUCAGCCAUAUAUGUGUACCCGGCAUCAGACAAGGCUCUGUCAUAGUGCUGUGUGCUUCCCGCAUGGCAAGUGGCUGAAUCAGUUCUACUUCAUACACCGAUCCAUGUGGCUUCACCACCAGAGGUUGAGAAGUGGAUCGAGAUGUGUAGAGAAGAGUGUAACUCGGACAGAAUUGCUCCCGAAGUCUUGAGCUCCAGUCCAGACUCCACGAUUUCACUUACCAGUCAGAUUGCUCAAUCUGAAAACAAAGAGCUCUUUGAUAAUGCACUAGAAAAAAGGGUUAAAGGAUGGUUUCGAACAAAUUCAAGAAAGAAUGAUCCAGUUCCCGCUUGGAGAAGGACACACGAGCUGAAUCCAGUGGGGCUGUGGGACCUGGGGAGGAAAUUUUUCAAUUCCUGGUGGUCAACCAAGACCCGGAAACAGAUGAUCCUCCUGGCAAACCGUCGGAAGAUCAGUAGCAGCCUGACGCUGUGUCACAACGCCUACGUCAUUCACCUCAUUUCAUCGCGUCAUGUAAACAUCUUAUCAUCUCCCAUCAUCACAGGAAGGGGAGAUGAGUUGUUCACGGCACUGAGACCAGGAAGGAAGAAAUCUGGAAGGAGGAUGAAGGAACGCUUGCAUGAAAUGAAGGCUCAGGCAGACUGGAGAUGUCACCUCCUCGAGGACAACUCGAUCCUUUUCAUCACGACUAGCCUCUUCAUGUUUGUUGAGCUGACGUAUGUGAUGAGUGGGCAGACGAGCCUCUGUGAUCUACUUUCUUCAUUCUGCAUCAUUCCUCUCUGGAGUAUUUCACAGGGACGUCCAAGCCAGCGUGGAAGAAUGAAGGACCGCAACACCAGGCAGAAACUAAGGGGAGCAACCAGGAGGAAUGUGUCUUGUGUUGGAAGCUACGCAAAACGCCAGGAAGACAUGUCUGCUUUUCUCAUCUAUCAGAGUGUCCUCUUUCAGAGGGCUGGGACUGUCCCUGGAUUUCUUCAGCCUUGCCGUAGAACCUUGCUGAAUGAUAUGAAAAAGGAGAUAGUCGAUAGCAUUUGGGAAAUUGGGUUGUAUGGUAAAUGACUUAAAAGAUGCAUAAAGUCUUGCUCUAGAGCAAGACAGUCCUAAACCCUUCUUUCACUUUUGACAUUUAAAUAAAAUACUUAAGAUCACUUUGCAUGUUUACAUGUAAGUUUUCCUUUAUUUAAUCACCAUAUGUAAACAAUUUGUUUCCUGGUAUCUGUAGUUUCUAACUCUUUCCUCCUCUCAAUUGAAUUAAUAAAUUGUAAUGAGGUUUUGUGUC
This is a messenger RNA of Felis catus (domestic cat), 3395 nucleotides long. RefSeq lists its product as uncharacterized. The coding region runs from base 2258 to 3175 and encodes 305 amino acids. NCBI's taxonomy places the organism in Eukaryota, Metazoa, Chordata, Mammalia, Carnivora, Felidae. The transcript is spliced from 11 exons. The record is from RefSeq and is a predicted model, not a curated record.